Molecule: messenger RNA, 510 nt
Organism: Asparagus officinalis (garden asparagus)
Lineage: Eukaryota; Viridiplantae; Streptophyta; Magnoliopsida; Asparagales; Asparagaceae
Product: V-type proton ATPase subunit a1-like
Exons: 3
Coding region: 179-493 (104 amino acids)
Biological process (GO): proton transmembrane transport; vacuolar acidification
Cellular component (GO): vacuolar proton-transporting V-type ATPase complex; proton-transporting V-type ATPase, V0 domain
Molecular function (GO): proton-transporting ATPase activity, rotational mechanism; ATPase binding
Source: RefSeq, a predicted model, not a curated record
CUCCUCUCUCGCUCCCUCUUUCCCGAAGCGCAACGUAGACAGUUGCCAACUGAAUCGAGAUCUAAAUCCUACAAAAAAAUGGAAAAAAAAAAACGAUCUUGAUCUCUUGAGUGAGAACGAAUAGAAGAUGAAGAUAUUGGAUUGACUCCCGACAAUUGAUCACCUGCGAUCGGAGAAGAUGAGCUUGGUGCAGUUCAUAAUCCCCGUCGAGUCCGCUCACAAGGCCAUCUCCUACAUCGGCGAGUUCGCCCUCGUCCAGUUCAGAGACGUGAAGAGAUGUGGAGAGAUGUCACGAAAAUUGAGAUAUUUCACUGAUCAGAUUAGCAAGGCUGGAUUGACAUGUUCUGCUCUUCCUGCUCUGCAACCCAAACCAGAAGAUGACCUUGAAGAUCUUGAGGUACAGUUGGGUGAACAUGAGGCCGAGCUUCUUGAAAUGAAUUCAAAAGUGAGAAACUAUGGCAAACUUACAAUGAGCUAUUGGAAUCUAAGUUAGUUUUGCUAAAGGUAUUU